UUGUAUGUCGACAGUUUAAAAAACAAUCUCCAUUUGACGACAUUGAAGACGCUUUCGCUCGUUUCAAUCAGCGUGAUGUCUCAGAAGCAAACGGUCCAAGAAAUCUUCCGUACAGCUGACUGCGUGUGUUUCGAUGUUGACUCCACAGUUAUAAGGGAUGAAGGCAUCGACGAAUUGGCUAACUUCUGCGGCAAAGGAGAUGAGGUUAAAAGACUAACCGCGGAAGCUAUGGGCGGCAACAUGACAUUCCAAGAGGCCCUUAAGAAGAGACUUGAUAUUAUAAGACCCAGUGCUAGUCAAAUUAAAGAAUUUAUUGAAACACAUCCUAUACAUCUCACGCUUGGAAUUUCUGAAUUAGUGAAGACAUUACACGAGAGAGGCGUCGCUGUGUAUUUAGUGUCAGGUGGCUUCAGAUGUCUAAUUGAACCAGUUGCUGAGAUUUUGGAAAUUCCCAAAGCGAAUGUAUACGCUAAUAGACUCAAAUUCUAUUUCAAUGGUGAUUACGCUGGCUUCGAUGAUACGGAGCCUACAUCUCGUUCCGGUGGUAAGGGGCUGGUGAUAAGACGUCUGAAGGAUCAUCAUCACUACCAGAGAUUGGUGAUGAUUGGUGAUGGGGCAACUGAUGCCGAGGCUAGCCCCCCAGCUGAUGCGUUCAUUGGUUUUGGUGGAAACGUAGUGAGGGAGGAGGUUAGGAAGAAGGCUUCGUGGUACGUCACAGACUUCCAGGAACUGAUUACGUCACUCGCGAUCCAGAAGUGA
Messenger RNA from Danaus chrysippus (African queen), 759 nucleotides. The record is from the annotation of a GenBank genome assembly. Lineage: Eukaryota; Metazoa; Arthropoda; Insecta; Lepidoptera; Nymphalidae.